Molecule: messenger RNA, 3838 nt
Organism: Cornus florida
Lineage: Eukaryota; Viridiplantae; Streptophyta; Magnoliopsida; Cornales; Cornaceae
Product: nuclear intron maturase 3, mitochondrial
Exons: 3
Coding region: 50-2386 (778 amino acids)
Biological process (GO): mRNA processing
Source: RefSeq, a predicted model, not a curated record
GUUCAGCAUCAAACAGUUCCCAGCAUUUGUAAUUUGGCCCUUCGUUUCGAUGCUCUUAAACCUCAGACGACUGGCCACAUUUCAUCUUAGGGUUCCGAUUCUCUAUCCUCCUACCAGACUUCUCUCAACCCUCCCUCUUUCUCUCUCUUCUUCACCAGACGACACAACCUUAGACCCAAACCCCCUUAUCAAACCACUCACCAACCCAGAACUCAAAGCUCUAAUCUUCACCCAAUACCGCCAAGGCAAGUUCUAUAACCUCGUACAAAACGUCAUCGCUUCACCCUCCGUUCUUCUCACUGCCUGCCAGAACCUUACUACCGCUCCUCACAGCAAUGCCCCCAACUCGCUUGAGUCACUCACUCUCUCUUCUGUGUCGACCCAUUUCUUCUCUAUCCAAGAAUUGGCAGAUGAACUCCGCAAAAACCGGUUUGAUGUGGAGUCGUGUUGCGUCUCGGUGCCGCCGCCUCCGAGGAAGAAAGGUGAGUCUUUUGUUCUUCCCAAUUUGAAGCUCAAAGUUGUGAUUGAAGCUAUUAGAAUGGUUUUAGAGGUUGUAUAUGAUGAUCGAUUAGCCACGUUUGCUUAUGGUGGUCGUGUUGGUAUGGGCCGCCACACUGCCAUUCGGUACCUAAAGAACUCCGUAGAGAACCCCAGUUGGUGGUUUACUGUUUCAUUUGAUCCUGAAUUGUUUGAUUUUAAGCAUGUUGAUAAGUUAUGUUUAAUUGUUGAGGAUAAAAUUAAAGAUGAACUAUUGAUUAAUAUCAUAAAGAGGUUGUUUAAAUCCCAGGCCGUAAGAAUUCAAUUGGGUGGAUGUUAUUUGGGAAGGGGGUUUCCUCAAGAGAGUAGUUUGAGCUCAAUUUUGAUUAAUAUUUACUUAAAUAGGUUUGAUAAAGAAAUUCAAGAAUUACGUCUUCAAAUGAAUCGAGAAAAUCCCAAAUUCGAUUCUAGUGAGAUUGUUUCAUCAUCGGGCAAUGCCUUUUAUAAGCCCUUGAAGAUGUAUGCAGUCCGUUACUUCGAUGAGAUACUAGUGAUCACAUCUGGCUCGAAAAUGUUGACCAUGGAUUUGAAGAAACGGGUUUUGAAAAUUUUGGUAACAGAUUUGGAGUUGAAGGUAGAUAGAGUGAGAACAGCUAUUCACAGUGCAGUUUCAGAGAAGAUUGAUUUUUUAGGGAUGGAACUCCGGGCUGUUACACCUUCAGUUCUGCAUCCGCCUAUGUCGCAGAAAGCAAUUAGGGCAAGAAAAAAAUACCUCAGACAGAAAGAAGUUAGAGCUAUAGAACUGCGAAAUGCUAGGGAAACUAAUAGGAAGAAGCUGGGGAUGAAGGUAAUGAGUAAUGUUUUCAAAAAGUUGAAACGGGGUGAUGGGUUCAAAUUUGACCUCCAGAUUGAGAAAGAGGUUAGAGAAAUUUUUAGAACUUGGGCUGAUGAAGCAGUCCAAGAGUUUCUUGGUUCUCUAGAAGAGUGUUGGAACUGGCAUCGACACCUUUCUGCAGGUGAUUUUCUCUCUUUGAGAAGGAUUAGAGAUCAACUGCCCCAAGAGCUCGUGGAUGCUUAUGAUAACUUUCAAGAGCAAGUUGACAAGCAUUUGAAGCCAGUGAAAGCUAGAAAGGAAUUGGCGGAAGAAGAGAGGAGAAUUGAAGAAGAAGAGGAACGACGAUAUGCUGAAAGAACGGUUGAGGAUCUGACAAAGCUGUGCAUGAAAGUUGAUGCUCCCAUAGAACUUGUUAGGAAGGCAGUUAAGAUGGCUGGAUUUACAAAUCAUAUGGGUCGUCCUAGGCCGAUCAACUCACUCAUGGCUCUUGAAGAUACUGAUAUUAUCAAGUGGUAUGCAGGUGUAGGGAGAAGAUGGCUUGAUUUCUUCUGCUGCUGCCACAACUUCAAAUCAGUGAAAACUGUUGUAACAUAUCACUUGAGGUUCUCUUGUCUCUUGACCUUAGCUGAAAAGCAUGAGUCUACUAAACGGGAAGCAAUUAGGCAUUACAGUAAGGAUCUGAAAGUUUCUGCUAUGAAUGGAGCCGAAGAAGUAUACUUCCCCACGGAAAAAGAGAUCAAGAUGAUGGGAGACAGUAAUCUUUCGGAUCCGAAACCUGUGGAUGGUGCCUUGACUACGGCUUUGAUCAGAUUGGCAACUAACGAGCCUGCUUACCGAUGCGUUGCUCAUUUCUGUAACAAAACAGAUACUAUUGUUUAUAGGAUCCGGUUACUACAAAGCCACUUGAAUGUGGACCCUUUGGAUGAAAAGAGGUGGGUUUUAGGGAUGGGUGUAAUUCAUGAAAGUUUGAAUAGGAAGUGUCUCCCUCUAUGUGCCGAUCAUAUAAGUGAUUUGUACAUGGGUACCCUUACUCUUCAAGACAUUGAUUGCACUUCAUUUAUGGAUGUGGACUAAAUGGUGCCUAUUGUUCUCCUGAGACUGAGAUUCAAAAGGUUGCUGAUUAUUUGAAGCUGAGGUAAAUCAAUUGUUGUAUAACUUUUUUUUACUCAAAUGAAACUGGGAAAUUGACCUCCAGCGGAUAGCUUUAGUUGUAUCACUUACCACACCAAAGGAGGAGGUUUAAGGCCAAAUUCCCUUGGGACAUACAGAAAGAAAAUGACACUGGGUAAUUUAUUUGUAUAAUCUUUUUGUUAGGUAAGUUUACUAACAGUGGCGGAGGCCUUCACAGGUAACAAACAAUUUGAGCAUGCCAUACUAGUUGAAUGGAGUUGAGCAAGUACCCUAUUAUAUGAAUAAUGAAUUCUCAUUCAAAAGUUAUUAAGAGUGAUAACAUUGAGAAUCUAACCAGGAAUUGAUAAACCUAAAGCCAGUAGUUGCGUGCAUGUGCUCUGAGUGGGUGUGGGGGUAGGGGUGGUCUUUUGUGGUGGUGUGAUCAGUGAAGAUAUAAUAUGAUGGAUGUUCUGUUCUAUUUUUCUGAACCCUUGGAGCUGUGGAUGAAUGUGGUGGAAUGGAAGGUUGAUAUGUUUACAAUUCUUGUGAUGGAGAACAAACUGAAGGCCAUUUCUGCAGUUCCAGUAGUAGCAGCAGAGGGACAGGUUGGCAUGGCACAACAAGGCAUCCGGAAAUUGUUCUGUCAAGGCUGUACAGCUCAUUUUUGGAAGAUUGAGUUCUUUCCUAGCAGAGGUACUGCAUUGUAUUUUGCCCCUACAUCCUCCUCGAAAACAGAAUUUGUCUCUCAUGCUUGCUCAGACAUUCCCACCACAGGUAAUCUACAAAAGCGUUAAUGUUCUAUACACUAUUUGCAAAUAUACAGAAUCUGCGGAACAUUUGGUGUUCAGGUGCAAUUGGAUCACAGUGGCUCUGUUUGUAGCAGUCUCAAAUACAAAUUUGAUUUGAGAGGGCUUUCAACCCUCCUUUUAAAUCUUGAUGCUCUGCUGUUAUUAGCGUCGUUUUUUCCCUGUCAACAAAGCCUUACUUUAGGGUUGGGAUUUUCUUUUUCAUUUCUUGAAGAUUCUGAAAGUUGGAGUGCUUGUUACAUCAGCUGAUUCAUCUGCAAAGUGCAGUAUUUAUUAAUAUAUAAAGAUAUGGAUUGUAUGAGUGGAAAUCUUUUUCAAGGUAAAACAGAUGCAUUGUCUUGCUACACAAAGUGCACUUAGUGAAAAUACUUUCGUAACUUCUUUUGUUCGAUUCUUAUGCGGAGUCUGGGUAUUUGAUGACAUUGGCUCAAUUGUUCAGAGAAGUCCCUUGUACAAACAAUAUGACCUGUAGUCCUAUGAUGCCAGGUUCAUUUGGAAUGGGUGCUUUAAAGAGGCCACCGAAGGUGAGAGAUUUAAGGAUAUGUAUUGUGGUGAUAAAAUUUUAUCACCUUCUCGGAAUGGAGUUGAAUUUGUUCUUCUUUCUCAGUUA